AAAUAGGGUGUGCCCAUGAGUGUGCCCCUUUACAUUAGGUGUCGCUAUCAGAGUGCAACUUUACAUCAUGUAUUCCCAUCAGAUCAGGUGUGCCCAUCAGAGUGCUCCUUUACAUCAGGUAUCCUUCAUAGUGCCACCUUACAUCAGGUAUUCCCGUCAGAUACCCCUUUCCAUCAUAUUUACCCAUCAUAGUGCCUUUUUACAUCAUAUUCCUCAUCAGAGUGCCCCUUUCCUUCACAAGUGCAAAUCAGACUGCCCCUUUCCAUCACAUGUGCCCAUCAGAGUGCUCCUUUCCACAGUAUGUGCCCAUUUGUGCCCCUUUCCACAGUAUGUGCCCAUCAGAGUGCCCCCUAACAUA
Messenger RNA from Staurois parvus, 358 nucleotides. Lineage: Eukaryota; Metazoa; Chordata; Amphibia; Anura; Ranidae. The record is from the annotation of a GenBank genome assembly.